Elephantulus edwardii (Cape elephant shrew) is the source of this 846-nucleotide messenger RNA. RefSeq names its product UBX domain protein 10 (gene UBXN10). The coding region runs from base 1 to 846 and encodes 281 amino acids. The record is from RefSeq and is a predicted model, not a curated record. Gene Ontology annotation, molecular function: protein binding. The transcript has a single exon. Lineage: Eukaryota; Metazoa; Chordata; Mammalia; Macroscelidea; Macroscelididae.
AUGGCCACAGAAUCCCCUGUGAACAUCACACCCUCUGGAUGCAGCAGUGCAGUUGGCAGGGCAGCAGACACCUUCACUUGGCAGCCAAACCCCCUCACCAUGCACGUUACAAGGCCCAAGUCUGCCAAGGGGCGAACACGGCCAAGUUUACAUGUGGCCCGGGACACAGAGGGGUGCGCCAACCGCACGCCUGCUUCUCCGCCUGUGGUCACUCCCUGCCCAUCAUCAAGCAGCUGGAAACCAGGGGCCAGCACACCCAGGUCUCCCAGUCAGAGAGCACCUGAUGAAAUCCCCGAGCGGCUGCAGCAGGUGUCCAUCAGGGCUUCCCCGUCGCUCAAUAAAUACCCAGUGCUCCCUUCUAUCAACAGAAAGAACCUGGAAGAGACGGCAGGAGAAACAGGAGCUACAAAGGUCCGCUCACUGCAGCUGAGCAGACUCGUGGGCCACUAUCAGGAGGAGAUCUGCACCAUGAAGACCAGCAAAGAAGAUUCCCGAGCUCAGGCUUGUCUCCUGGAAGAGGAAGGUGUCAUGCAAGCCAAAAGACGGGGAUCCGCUGGGAGUGGCAACUUGGAGGAACCAUCAGACCAAGAACCAAGGCUGCUGCUAGCAGUCAGGUCACCGUCUGGCCAAAGGUUUGUACGCUAUUUCCGGCCAACAGAUAACUUACAAACCGUGGUGGCCGUGGCUGAACAAAAGAACAACACCACCUACCCACGCUGCAGCGUCGAAACAGUGGAGGUGCCCAGGAGAUGUUUUGGGGACCUCACCAAAUCCCUACAAGAGUGCAGAAUCCCCCAUAAGUCAGUGCUGAGCAUCUCCCAGGGAGACAGCACAGGGUGGCCCUGA